Molecule: messenger RNA, 1146 nt
Organism: Saccharomyces eubayanus
Lineage: Eukaryota; Fungi; Ascomycota; Saccharomycetes; Saccharomycetales; Saccharomycetaceae
Gene: SMM1
Product: tRNA-dihydrouridine(20) synthase (NAD(+))
Exons: 1
Coding region: 1-1146 (381 amino acids)
Biological process (GO): tRNA dihydrouridine synthesis
Cellular component (GO): cytoplasm
Molecular function (GO): tRNA dihydrouridine synthase activity; flavin adenine dinucleotide binding
Source: RefSeq, a predicted model, not a curated record
AUGGUCACGUACGCGGGGAAACUGGUCCUGGCACCAAUGGUGAGAGCGGGUGAGCUGCCCACGAGGUUGAUGGCACUAGCUCACGGCGCUGAUCUCGUCUGGUCCCCGGAAAUUAUCGAUAAGAAACUGGUUCAGUGCGUCAGAAGAGAAAACACUACGCUGCAAACAGUGGACUACGUCGUGCCCUCCAAGGUCCAGGCAAGACCUGAGACCCUGGUCUUUAGAACGUACCCGAAAUUGGAGUCUUCCAAGCUGAUCUUCCAGCUCGGGUCCGCCUCCCCGGCGCUGGCCACCCAGGCCGCUUUAAAAGUGAUCGGCGAUGUCAACGGUAUAGACAUCAACGCAGGUUGUCCCAAGCACUUUUCCAUCCACUCCGGCAUGGGUUCCGCCCUCUUACGCACCCCAGACACGCUGUGCCUCAUCUUGAAAGAGCUGGUCAAGAACGUGGGCAAGCCCCACGGCAAGCCCAUCAGCGUAAAAAUAAGGCUCCUGGACACUGAACAAGACACCCUGCAACUCGUCACCUGCCUAUGUGCCACAGGUAUCAGCAACCUGACCGUGCACUGCAGGAAAACGGAAAUGAGAAAUAGAGAGCAGCCCAUCACGGACUACAUCGCCGCGAUCUACGGGAUAUGCCAGUCAAACAACGUGUCGUUGAUCGUAAACGGCGCUAUCCGUGACCGCGCCCAUUUCCAUGAGCUGCAAUCCAACCACUGGAACAACACCAAGAUCGGUGGCAUGAUUGCAGAAUGCGCUGAAAGAAACCCUGCAGUCUUCGACCACCCUACCAGCGAGACGAAAGAUGUCCUUCCCUGGGUUGCCGCCUGUCGCGAGUUCCUGCAAUGGGCAACCAAGUUCGACAACCAUAUUGGCAAUACAAAAUACAUGCUAAGCAGAAUCGUCCCUGGGAAAUCCAAGUUUUUCCAGUUCUUUGCCCGUUGUAAGACCCCAGAAGAGAUCGAUUACGUGCUGGAGCAACUCACCGACGAUGGCCUCACACUGACCGAUCCCUCGGAAUACUUGGAAAAGUGCAGAACCCAGGAGAAGGCCUCGAAGAACGCCAACGUCAAGCAAAAGAGGAAACAGGCUGAUCAUACAAAUGACAACGUUAAAAAGCAAAAAACACCUCUUCCAUCAGAUAUAUAA